Messenger RNA from Plasmodium gonderi, 6066 nucleotides. RefSeq lists its product as hypothetical. Gene Ontology annotation, molecular function: ubiquitin protein ligase activity. Bases 1 to 6066 code for a protein of 2021 amino acids. The transcript has 5 exons. The record is from RefSeq and is a predicted model, not a curated record. NCBI's taxonomy places the organism in Eukaryota, Apicomplexa, Aconoidasida, Haemosporida, Plasmodiidae.
AUGGGAGAUGAAAAUUAUGCAGAAGAUGGCUGUAUCAGAAGCAGUAGUAGAGGAAAAAAUUUAGAUUUUAAAGAAGUUCAAAAGGAAAUAGAAGAAUUUAAAAUUAAGCAAAAUGAAACAUUCACGUUUUAUCUAAACAGCAUAGAUAAUUUAAUGGAAAAGGUUCAAAAGGCAAAAAAAAAUGUAGAAGAAAAAAUAAAGAAAAAAAAAGAUAAUGUUAAAAGCGAAAGUGAUAAACGAAGUGAAAAUACAAGUUUGAACGAUAACAAUGCCCAGACAAAGGACAAUGAUAUGGACAGAAAUGAAAUAAAAAGUAAUUUUGAUAUUAAGGAACUAAUAAAGGAUGUCAAAGAGCUCAAAAUUUUAGAAAAGGUUAGUGAAGAAAAUAAAAAAUUUUACAACAUUUUAUUGUCAUCUUAUAGAGGUAUAAUAUCGCUAAUAAAACAAGAAACUCCUGAGAUUUUCAAAAAUAUUAACAUAAAAAAAAACGUUAUCCUUAGAUUAAUUCUACUGCAUUUCUUACAAAAGGGGGAUUUUUUCAUGUACUAUGUAUUGAAUAAAGAAAUUAUGAACAAAAAAAAAAAAAAAAAAAUCGAAAAGGAUACAUAUAUGAUGAAUAAAUUAAGCAAACAUUGUGCUAUAAAUGAAAAGACACAACUGUGUAAUGAAGUGAAAGAAGUUCCUGAACCUUUGUUUGCAGGUAAUAGCAUUGCGCAAAAUGAAGAUACUAAAUAUGUACAUAUGAUAAGCAGGGGAUCUGGAGAAAUCGGAGGCACACGGAUAGACGCAUUCUCUGUUUCUUCAAAGGAUGAAAGAAAUGAAAAACAGGAUCCAGAUAGACAAGCAGGACAAGCUAAUCAUGCGAUUCAUGUGCAUCAAACUAACUCGCUAGGAACAGAAAACACAUCAAAUAAUGAAAGUUCACUUCGAGAUGAACAUUUGAAGGGGGGAAAAUCCCAAGAUAUAUAUCAAGGUAUUUCCAAAGAAGAUAGUCAUAAUUACUUGCACACUAUUGAGGCAACAGUGAGGAAUUACCAAAGUAUAGAAAGAAGAAAGUAUGUAGGACAUCAUAAUUCAAUUCUGCUUAAUAAUAUAAAAAAUCACAAAUCUGUGUAUUUGAAAAAUGAUAUUUUUUCUCAAUUAAAAGAAGAAUACAUAAGCAAAAUAACUUUUGAACAUAAUACAGAAAAAAUAGAAUUCGAACAUGCAUUAAUUGAGGAAGAAAUAUUCGAAGGAUACACAAAAUUACAUACAAUUUUGUACAAUCUAAAAAAAUUCCAAGUGGAUACAUGUAUUGAAUGGUACAAUAACUGUAGUGAAUCAACAAGGAAAAAAUAUGUUAAGUUAAUAUAUUUAUUACAUUGUGUUAAUUAUUUAAUAUAUUCAAAGGAGAAUAAAGAAAAGGCACUUAGUUGUCUAAGGGACCUUAUGAUGAACUAUAGUGAAAAUAUAUCUCACAUAUCUAGGUUAAGUACAUUCAUAUGCAUUGGUGUUGAUAAUUUUUUCUUCAAAAAUAUGUUUUCCAGUGUUCAUUCAAAAGUUUUUAAUUUUUUUAAACGAGCUUUUAAUGAAGAAGGGAUAAUCAUUCGUAUGUCCCGAAAGGACAAACCCAAAAGGUCAAGUGAAGGAGAUGUAUUGUUACAUAACAGGGUUAAACUCAAUGAAUCCUCACAGGGACAUAGUAACAAGGAAAGCACUCCUUUGGAUGGGCAGAUAUCGACGAUAUUUGGAAAAAAGAGAAAUGAUAUAACACAACAGAGAGGUGAAGAUGGGCAAGGUGACAAUGGUAACCAUCACGAUGAUGAAGAAGAUGAUGACGAGGAGGAGGAAGAUGACGAUGAUGAGGGAGAUGAUGAUGACUAUGAUGAUUAUGACGAUGAAGGAAGAAGCAUAGGCAGGCGAUUGAUCCCAUUUAUGUCACGAAGGAGAGAAACAAAAUUAUCCAAGUUGGUGCAAAAGAGAAAUGAAAAAAUGAAAAGAAUGAAGAGAAUGAAAAGUAUGAAAAAAAUGAAAAGUAUGAAAAGAGUGAAAAGAAUGAAAAGAAUAAAAAGAAUGAAAACAAAUGAAAACAUUUUAAAGAGAAAAAUAGAGAAAAACAAGGAUAAUGAGAAAGGGAAAGAGUUCAAGAAAAAGAAAAAAAAAAAAAAAAAAAAAAAUAUACUUUUUACAUGUAUAGCACACCAACAGGGGUACGAUUUUAGUACAAAAACGAGUAAUAGGAUACCAUUAAUACAUAACAAUAUAUAUAAGGAGAAAUACAUCAGCUGUGUUUCAGAUGAUGAGUAUAGCUAUGCGGUGGAGGAAGAAAAUAAUUCCCCUCCGUUAUGUGAGAUGUAUUUAGAAGAUAGAAUAGAACAGUUUAUAAGAAAUGAAAAGAGAAUAGUUAACCCUUUCUUUUAUGACGAAUCAAAUGAGCAUUAUGUAAAUAACGUUAACUUGAUUUUGCCCGAGAUGAAAUUUAACAAUCAUGGGAAAAGUAGACAAGAUAAUGAUGGAAUAAAAGAAAAAGUUGCAAUAGAGAAUGAAACGGAAGAAAAACUGAAAAAAGGGUGGUAUAAUCACGUUUUCAAGUGCACCAAAGAUGUUUUUGUAGAAGUUCAUUCAGCAGAAAAUGAAACACAUUUUUCAAGAAAUAAAACGAAAGUAGAAGAGCAAAAUUUGAAUCGUCACUAUUAUCAUCAUACUAAUGAAAGUGAAAAAAAAGAACCAGAGUCUGUUUAUUUGUAUGAAUUGAGUGAAAACGAAUUUUCUACAAUAUAUUCAACUGACAAUUCUUAUACGGCUUAUAAAACAUUAAACAAAGCUGCACAUUUUUAUGAUCAUACUGAUACAAAAAUUUUAAAAAAGACAAAUAAAAAUUUAAAUAGUGGUUAUACCAAUUUUAUAAAUAUUAGUAAUGCAUAUUGUAGUAACAAUUCUUACUAUGAAAAAGUUUGUAAUUUAUGUCCCAUUCAGAAUAGAAAUGAUGAAUGCAAUAGUAUUAUUAAACAACAAACUGUCUCCCCAACUAACAUAUCAGUUGCACAUUCAUUUCGAGUAUUAACAAAUUCGUGUUUUAUAAGAAAAUCAAAUAUUAUAAAAAGAAAAUUUCCCAAGUGCAAAUUUUUAACCCGUCAUUGCAAAAAUGAAAAAAUGAGUGAAAAAAAAGAUAAUCAAAUAGACAUUUCUUCAUCAUCUAAUGAUGUUGGAGUGGAUUCAUGUAUUGAUGAUUCAUCCACAAGAAAGGUAUUAUUAACGGAAGAUGAAGAAGAAGGAAAAAGAAGAAAAAAAAAAAAAAAAAAAAAAAGUGAAGAAGCAGAAGAUAAGAAGACAGACGACACUAACACAUCCUUUUGUGGAGAAACAAAAGAAAAUAAAAAUACACAGAUGAAAGAAAAAAAUGAACGAGAUGAUGUAGGUGAUCCAAUUAAAACUAGUAGUUUUGGUGCAUCAACAAAAAUUAAAAAUUUUGAAGAACAAUCUGAACGAUUUAAGGAAGAACAUCCUAGAGGUUACAAUGAGCAAUGGAUUAGUAGCGCCCAUAGCAAUAGAGCUUCAAGUUCUGAUAGACCUGUUAUGUACCCAAGUGAAGACGAUUUCCAUUUUUCCACUUCUGCCAGUUCGGAUGAAUUUGCAAAGAGGGACUUUGAUAAAGUAAAAGAAGAAGUAGAUUUAAUAAAGGAAAAUUUUAUAAAAAAAAAUACAGCUAUAGCUUUGUUAAAUACGAGUAAUAUGCAAGCAUAUAAUAGAGCUACAUUAGCUGCAAAAAAUACAAGGGCAAACAAAACUACAGGGGAUGUUAGCAGAAUCGUACUCACCCAUGCUUUAACAAAUAGAGAAAUACACGCCUUACGUAAUUCAUUGUCCAAUUAUAAGAAUAAUGCUGAAUUUAGACGACUUUGUCUCAAGUGGAAGAGAAAAAAAAAGGAGAAGCGGAAGGGAAGAUUCAGCAGUAAAGGCAAAUAUAGCGAUAGCAAUGAUGACCAACAGAAGAGAGGAAAAAAAAAAAGAAAAAAAAAAAAAGGUAGUGGAAAUAAGGAAAUUGAUAAAAAAAAUCACGGGAAGAAAGUAGGGAAGAAACAGGGCGAAAAUUUAUAUCCCCAUAAGAUUUCUCGACCUGUGGAAAAUGUGGAAGAAAAAGUGGAAGGAAGGGAAAAAAUGGAAGAACGUUGUGAAGAACACGCACAAGUGAGUCAACAAAAACUUGGUAAUGUAGAAGAAAAAUUACAAGACAUUGACAAAAAUAUGGAGAAAAACAUAACAGUUCUAUCGAAUAUGAAUACGAAUUCCAUAAAUUGUUCAUCCGAAGGGGGUAGGGGUGAUAUCAAAAUUUUGCUUAUCCAAUCGAAAAGAAUUGAUAAUUCCGUUGAAAAUGGCGAAGAGAGGGGGAAAAAAAUAGAAACAAGUGAAAUUGUUUUAUUGGAAAAAUGUGAAGGAGAAAAUAAAACCAGUAUUGGAGAAGUAAACAGAGAGCAGAAGAACAAUAAUGAAUCUUUAGAUAACGUAAACGAAGCAUCUGGUUUUUUAAGGGAAGAGGGAAAAACUAUUCAUACAGGUAGCACUGUCCAGGAUAGGACCAAUCAAAAUGAUGUCGAAAAUAAGAAUGAAUAUGCUUUCACGAAAAGUGAUAAAGAAAAUUGUCAGAAGGGUCAAAAUGAGAAUGCUGAAGUGUACAGGAACGAUAGUAAUGAAAGAAUGGGUGCUAAGGUAGCAGAAGUAUUAGUCGAAACGAAGGAAAACAAGGAAGGAGGGGCGCACGUUGCAGAUGCAAAAGCUGAUGAAGAAGUGGCAGAUAUAAUAGACAAAAAGAGAGAUAUAUCAUCUAAAGAAGAAAAUAUUACAAUUGUAACCCCUAAAAACGAAACAUUCCAGAGGGAUCAAAAAGAAGAAGAAGAAGAAGAAGAAGAAGAAGAAGAAAAAAAAAAAAAAAAAAAUUUACUAGAAAAAAACAAAACACACAGAGGAGAAGAAGGAGACGUAAAGGAAGAAAAAGGAAAACAAAAGGAAAAUGUGGAAGCAAAUCUCAGGAAGGAAAAGAAAGGAGUUUUUUGGGGAUCCUAUAAAAAAAAUUUAAAAAAAAGAAGAUAUGAUCCCAAUAUUUCUAAUGGAGAAAAAAUGGAAAUCCAGAUGAAGAGAAAUAAAAAUGAAGGAAGCGAAAACAAGUCAAACAAAAACAAAAAAGAAGGUUGCACCUUGUCCAAGGUCGUAAAGUGCACAAGAGGAAAAAAAGGAUGCCACAAGAGUGGCCGAGACAGCGACAGUAGAGAUGAAGAUAAAAAAAAAAAAGGUACAGGCAAAAAAGAUAAAAUAAAAAAUAAAGACAAAAAUAAGGAUAAGGAUAAAGCCAAAAAUAAAGAUAAGGAGAAAGACAAAAAUAAAGAUAAGGAGAAAGACAAAAAUAAAGAUAAGGAGAAAGACAAAAAUAAAGAUAAAAAUAAAGAUAAAAAUAAAGACAAAGAUAAAGACAAAGAUAAAGACAAAAAUAAAGAUAAAAAGAAGGACGAACAAAAAGGUGAAUCACAAGAUGGCAAUGAUUUUGUGAUAGAGAAGAAAAAUGUAAAUUGUAAAGAAGAAAAAACCAAAAUGGAAAAGGAAAAAAGUUUCAUGGAGAAAAAGAUUUUCAUUCACUUGGAGAGCCCCCUGUCCAUUCUUGUGUGUGGCGGAUUGAUAAGCUCGAAAAAGCUUAUAGAAGCCCAGGCCAUUAUGAAGGAAAAUAACAAAAGACUACAAGACGCGAAAGGCAUGACAUCACUGAAUUCUGAGAAUGCAAGGCACUCAAAUAAAUGUUUUAAUAAAUUGGGAAAGAAUAAAAAUAAGAAUAACAAGGAAAAUGGAGCGUUUUUAUCGAAUUCUUUAGCGGUAGAAGUUGAUUUGAGUGCAUGCUUUUUUUUCCACUCCUCUUUUACUUGUCCUAUUAGUAGAGAUAAAUCAUCCAAAGACAAUCCGCCCUAUGUUCUUAGAUGCGGGCAUGUGAUUUGCAAGAAUUGCGUAGACAAAAUUCACGCUCAAAGAUCUAGACAAUUCAAAUGCCCGAUGUGUCCUCAGUACCUGCACUUAAUAGAGAUUAUUCCUCUAUACUUUAACUAA